Messenger RNA from Rhipicephalus sanguineus (brown dog tick), 1104 nucleotides. RefSeq lists its product as uncharacterized. Lineage: Eukaryota; Metazoa; Arthropoda; Arachnida; Ixodida; Ixodidae. Bases 220 to 777 code for a protein of 185 amino acids. The record is from RefSeq and is a predicted model, not a curated record. The transcript has 7 exons.
CAGUCUGUUUCUAUAGUUCCGCAUUUGAAGCGUGUUCUCUGCGUGCACAACAGUUACAAUUCGCGCGCACUCUGAAAUUUGGGUUCGCGGAGCUGGUUGUAAUCGAAGGUAAGUGUUGUUUUCCGACUGUUUUUUGAUUUGUCAAGCGUGAAGAUAUACGUGUGUUGGCCUUGUGUUUUAUCUUUAGAGCUUGCAUACGCUAGGCGGGAAGCGCGCGCCAUGGAAAGCGAAUACGAGAGCUCAUCGCACAUACCAGUACCCUCAACUCUUACUGCGGCUGCAGGGCCACACACGGAACCACGCAUGUUUGGCUCAUCGCACAUACCAGUAUCCUCAACUCUUGCUGUGGCUGCAUGGCCACACAUGGAACCGAGCAUGCUUGAUUCAUCUUACAGUCCUGGACCCGCAUAUCUGACCGGGGCUACAAGGUCACAAACAGACCCACAAGUGCUCGCUUUCAUGGAAAGGAUACAACAUGUGUUAAAUAGCAUGAAGCACACCCAGCAAGCCCAUUUGCAAUAUUUCAGCGAGCUGCUAAGUAAUGCCGACAGUGCAGCUCCGCACCCUCAUGGCCUCCCAGACCUGCCUUUCUCGAAUGUGGCGGAUGUUCUUGCGUAUGAAGAGAAGCUCGAGACAGACAGCAAAGCUCAUGAUCAAAUGAAAAAGCACAUGGCUGUACAAGGGGGAGAUUCGACGAAACAGAAAAGAACAUGUGUACUGCAGUCCCUCCUCAGCUGGAAUGCUGCAGUGGGCUUCAGUUGGUUUGGCACAAAGUGAAAGAAAAUUCUGUGAACUGCACCUCUGCAAGCUGAUGUGCGGCGUGUUGACUAAUGACAUCCGAAACCCGAAUGCGACCCUGAAGGAUGUGGAGAAGGCUGCGAUGACCUGGUUCCGUCAUGCUGCUGAGCGGCUGGCCGCGCAACAAAAAUAGUUUAUUUAUUUAUUUUUUCAACUAAUAAGAUAAUCCUGAAGGUCAGUUAUUGUUGCAAAUUCUCUGCAUUGCGUGUAUUAAAAUUUGUGUUGCUUUUUUUUCACCACUGUUUCAUUCCUUCUUUGUUGUUUCUUGUUUAUGUAUGCCAUAUUCAGUGCCAUCAUUUUUCUGGU